Molecule: messenger RNA, 1041 nt
Organism: Clupea harengus (Atlantic herring)
Lineage: Eukaryota; Metazoa; Chordata; Actinopteri; Clupeiformes; Clupeidae
Product: rano class II histocompatibility antigen, A beta chain-like
Exons: 5
Coding region: 28-801 (257 amino acids)
Biological process (GO): immune response; antigen processing and presentation
Cellular component (GO): MHC class II protein complex; membrane
Source: RefSeq, a predicted model, not a curated record
AGGGCUUUCUCCUAACUGAAGGAGACCAUGUCCAGGUCAAGACUGAUUUGUGCUUGUCUCCUGCCAUUAGUAUAUCUUCUCCUUGGCGUAGAUGGAUAUUGCCAGUACAGAUGGAUACGAUGCUACUCCAACUCGAUGAGUUUGACAGACAUGGUGUUUGUAGAGUCGUACUUUUAUAAUAAAAUGGAAUUCCUAGUAUUUAACAGCACCGUUGGUAGGUAUGUCGGCUAUUCAGAUUUUGGAAUGGCUCUAGCACAUCAAAAGAAUGAAGAUAAACACCUUCUGCCUUAUGAGCAGGGCUCUGUGGACAGACUCUGCAAAGUCAAUGCUCUUGUCUACAAAAGCCAUGGAAUGGACAAAACAAUGGAGCCCAGCGUAAAUCUGAAUUUGGUGAGGCCAGUCAGUAGCAAUCAUGUCGCCAUGCUGAUGUGCAGUGCCUACAACUUCUACCCACGAAUGAUCCGCGUGACCUGGUACAGAGACGGCCAGAAGGUGACCAGUGAUGUCUCAGCCACGGAGGAGCUAGCGGAUGGAGACUGGUUCUACCAGAUCCACUCCCACCUGGAGUUCACCCCCAAAGCUGGAGAGAAGAUCUCCUGUGUGGUGGAGCAUGCUAGCUUCAAGGAGCCCAGGGAGUUUGUCUGGGACUCCUCCAUGCCCAAGGCUGAGAGGAAUAAGAUUGCCAUUGGGGCCGCUGGCCUGCUGCUGGGACUGGUGGUCUGUGCUGCUGGACUGCUGUACUACAGGAAGACAUCAAGAGGCUGGAUCUUGGCUCCUCAAAGAUCAACCCCUACUCAUUGACGGCAUAUUUCAUGUUCCUCCUCAUCCUCCAGUGCUUCCUUUACAUGUGCCAUCAUUGCCAAUCAAACAUUAUGACUAAACAUUUUAUUCAGUUUCUUCGAUGCAUACCAACUCUGGAGUGGAAGUCUGAGUAAGCACUGAUCUAACAGUUCCCAAAGUCUAAAGUGUCUUUCUUGUGUGUUUAAUUUCCUGCAGUGUUCAAAUCUGUUACAUUCUUUGUAAACCUUACAUCUAUAUGCC